UGUGGUAAUGUGCUGACAGGUGGAUUAUUAAUUUACAUUCCUAAUUUGAACCCGGAAUAUUCAAGGUUACAACUCCAAAUUAGUUUCCAGAUGGCCAGACCCAAAUUCAUUACAAAGUUCCUGAUCCCUAGUCUGAACGAAGAACGAUUCGGCCCUCGAUUGAAAUGGGUAGAUCGCAGAAAUGCCGUUUUCCAGCUGCAGUGGAAUCAUAAAGCAGCCCACGCAUGGACCGAAUAUGAUGCACAAGUUUUUACGGAAUGGGAUAAGAUGAGGGGCCGUUAUGAUCCAUCGAAGAAAGGGUACUUUUCCAGGAGUAAACAGAGAUUCCGGGCUCUGCUCUACAAAUUUACACACGAUCAACUGCUAAGGAGACUGGAAUCUUCCGACAAAAACAUCCAUAAGUACUGCAUUGUUAAUUGGAAUUUUAGAAGUACUCUAACUUCUGCCUUCAAAAAGGAAGUACAAAACCUGAAAGAAAAGGAAGAAGAAACAAUGGACUAUGUGAGGUUGUGGGACGCCGAAUUGAAUCACUCCAGUGACAGUGAAAAGGAAAAUGUGAACUUGACUGCUGUUUUCAAAGAUCACAUGUAUUCCAACGUACAUCAAGUACCUCAAUUAACAGAUCUAGAUGAUCCAUUUGUUUUCAGUGAUGUGCCGUGGGCAGCAAAUCUGCCGUCUCCAAAUUUCUACCCGAUUUGUGACUUGGACGUGAAAGAUCCACCUGCGUCAGAAGUUAACUAUGGCUUUGAUGAAAGUCAUCUGCACGAACUUGAAGACGGCUUACACGUGGAGCUGAUUACCUUAUUGGAGACGCAACAACCAUUACUAUAGCUGGAAAAAGCUUGAAAUCUGAAUGUGUACAAAUCGUCUGGUUUACUAUUCCUGCGAAGAAGUUCCUUUCCAUUUUGCUUCGUCCUUCUCCUUGGACUACUGAAUUUUUUUAAGUUUUUUUUUUUUGUUGAAACGUUUUAGAAUUAAAUACAAAGCUCUUUGAAAUAAGCUUUUUAAAAAUGAUGCUUUAAAAUAUCAUGCAUUCAGAUACUAUGUCCAAUGUGCAGAAGGCAUUCCAUCAUUCUAGUAGUUACGUAUUUAUUUCAUAGAUGACGCCACUGAAAUGUUAUUUUUUUAAAUGUAGAAAUCUGUGAGAAAAUAGAAUUAUAUGAGCGAAUUAAUUUUCAUGUUGCUUGAAUACCGAGUUGUCUUUUAGGGUGGUUGGGCUGUGAAAGAGCAUUUUUUUUAUAUUCAAAUAAGUUUUGAAACGUUUUUUUUUCUUUCUUCUGAGAUCAAUUAGCAACAGUAAGCUAGUUUAUAUUCAGUACAUUACCGCCCAUUAGCCAUGAUGAGUGCUAAUAAGCACGAAACUGCAGUCCUCGGCUGGAAAUGACUGAGUUGGCGGUGUAUUUCAAGUAAGCUAGUUCUAUAUUUUUCUAAAAAGAAAAAAAAAAGCGGGAAUAGGAGAGUAGACACAAUGGGGUUAUUUCCAUCAUUCAAAAGUACUAGUACUUUAAGUCACUGAAGUUGAUAGAAUGAGAGAGAAAAAAAAAAAAAAAAAAAAAAAAUGGGGCGAGGAAAAUCCUUUUUCAAAACGGUUAAUUUUUAAUUAAUUUUUUAAAAUGUCUGAUUUUUCAAAUAAGGCGUGGUCUUUAUGAUGUCACAAGUGAUGCGCUUUGGCGCCGAUUCCACUGGCGCGCUGAAUGCUUACGCUUGCUGUCUACCGCGUUUCCACGUGAUUAUAAUUCAGAAGCGAAUUAAAUAUUGCACGCUAAGCUUGCUAUUAACUGUAUCGUUGCCAACGCAUGUGAGUAAAGAUACGAAUUGAAUAUUGCGCUCUGUGCUAAUGGCAUCAGUGAAUGGCAUUCCAACAUUUGUGAUGUCAUGUGCAGAAGCGUAAAAAAUGAAAUUGAAUCAGCGCACGGAUUAAAAUAAUAUUUAAAAAUAUUAAACUUUGUCAAAUUACUCAAAAAAUGAUCAGAUCCUGUGUUUUUAAGCAUGCUCUUUCAGAAAAAAUACUUUUAAAAUUUCGAAAACGACCCAUUGUGAAAAGUUGGGGAAAAAAAGUUUUCAAGAAAGCAACAAAAACAAAACAGUUAUACCUAGAGAGUAUAAAAUAAAAGAUGGAUUAAAAUAAAGACUAAAUGAACAAGUCUCUAUUGAAACUUCGUAAAAAAAGCCCUUUAUAGACUGGACAAUUUUGUGUCUGUUCAGUUUAAACAUUUUUGUUUUCUGAGUCGCUGUACAAAUGUUCAUGUACUCCCCCCUCCCUCCACACACACGAAAGGCAAAACUAUAAAAGUUAUUUAUGUUCAUGUGAGUGCUACAAAUGAUGAAUAUUGUGUAAUAUAAACACUCUUGACUUUAGUGUGUAGUACACAUACAAAAGUCAGUCUACUUCAAAAACACUAAUAUAACUCCCUAUAGUAGUUUUUUGAACUGUUCAAAACUGAUUGAAUAUCGCUCAAAUCUAAAAUUGAAAUAAACAAGUAACUAAAAUUAAAAAUUUUAAAAAACCCCGACUGAGUCGCAAAUGAAGAACUAGGAAGGAAAAUUGAAAAUCCUUUAAAGAGUCUUAUGUUAUUAAAAAUCAAUUGCAAGUAUUUUAUUUGUUUACAAAUACAAACUGGCAAUAGAUAAAAAUUUUAAAUCAUUGCUUUUAAUUUCCUUGUCGGCCAACAAUGAAUGGGGUCGUUUCCAAAAUUUUAAGAAUAUUUUUUUCUGAAAGAGCAUGCUUAAAAACAUAGGAUCUGACCAUUUUUUAAAUAAUUUGCUUAAGUUUAAAAUUUUUUAAAAAUUACUUAAAUCGAUAUGCUUUUAUUGUUUAUACUUCUGCCGAUAACAUCACAAAUGAUGAAAUAACCUUUCAGUGUUGCCAUUCACAGAACAAAAUAUUUAAUUCGCAUUUUGACUCACGUGUACUGGCAACGAUAUGGUUGAUAGCAAGCGUAGAGCGCAAUUUUAAUUCACUUCUUGAUUAUCAUAACGUGGAAACGUGAUAGAAAGAUGCGCCAAGGAGCAUCAUUUCAGACGUCAUCAAGACAUUCCUUGCUCCAAAAAUUGGACAUUUAAAAAAAUUAAUUAAAAAAAAAAAAACAGUUGAGGAAAUAAAAGUAUUUUCUGGAUCCAUGUUAUUAUUAUUAUUUUUUUUUUUUUCUUAUUCUAUCAAUUCCAGUGACAAAAAGUAGUAGUUUUGACUAAAGGAACCAACCCCAUUCGGUUUAUCAAUCGCGUGAAUAAAAGCUUAGCCAUUAUUGAAAUCUGCUUUAAUAAAACGUUAUAAUUCGAAUUCUUUGAAACAUGGAAGUUCCAAACACAUUCUAUCUGACGCAGAAAAAAAUUCUCUUUGUUUUGGUAUUAAAUUUUAAAAUUUUUAACUAUGUUUUCGCUGCAAAAAUCGCAAUUUUUUUUUUAGAGUUUUUUCAUUAAUCUUCGUUAAUUAAUGUCAUCCAAAGAUGCAACCUAGCUAAGAACACUCUCGAUCAACUAUCCUUUCGAACACAUUUUUUUUCAAAAACUAAUCAAGGGGAUCAAACUUAUAACCCCCUUCCUUUUUGUGUCGGGGGUUAAAUAGGAAUAGGAUGUUGGUUGUAGUCGCCGUUAAUGUGUGAAAUUAGCAUCAAUUGUGUGAAAUUUGGAUUUGUUGUAAAUUUUAUUCAUCAUGUUUCUAUCAUCUGUGUAUCUGAGAAGGUGGUGCUUCACAUGCUUCGAAGAUUCAAGUACGAUAGAAUCUCGUUUAUUCUUCCUUCUUUUAUCCAGAUCUAAUUCGUAGAGUUAAAAAAAAAAAAUUACAUUCACACAAAUAAUAAUCUUAAAUUGGGCCAUUCCACCGUCACGUGCGGGACAAUCUGAUUCGAUAAUUUCAUAAACAUUUAAUAAUAGAUCUUGAUAUUUUAAUUAAAGCGGAUAAAGCAUAUUUUUCGUCAUUUAAACAUUUCGACAUAAAAAAAAAAUGAUUAAAAAAUAACUGUUGGGAAAAAUGAAAAUAUUUUCUAGGUCUGUUUUUUUUUUUUUUUUCUUAUUCUAUCAAUUUUUGUGACUAAAAGUAGUACUUUUGACUGAAGGAAACAACCCCAUUAUAAUAGCUAAACUACUAGAUAUUCGCUUUUUAUUUUGAUUAAAUGUACACUUGCUGCAUGGAUCGUGCAAUAAAUUUAUAGAAAUCUAAACUUCAUUUCGUGUCUUGGGAACACUACACUAGAGACAGUCUCUAGUGUGGUGUUGGCCUAGUAUCUAGUGUUGUGUAGUUGACAGACACUAGAGAUAGUCUCUAGUGUGGUGUUGAUUUGGCUCGUCGUCAGCCUGAUACCACUGCAGCUGAACUAUAAAUGAUCACGUGUGUAAUUGAAUAUUAUAAAGUGUGAAUUGUACAAAACAUUCCUAAGUAAUUUUGUUGCAAAGCUUUGUUUUUCGUCGUAUUGUUUUUUAAUUUAAGGAUUUGUUUUGCUUAUUUUCCAUACUACCUGGAACGAGGUUGCAUAAGUAAAAAAAAUUCUCCAAUAUGCAGCACGAAUAACCUGCAAAUGAAAUUUAUUUUAACUCAUUUUUGAUAACUCAUUUUGCUUAUUUUCUAUACUACCCGGAACGAGGUUCUAUUUUUUAUGUGAAAAGCUUUCUCCAAUAUGCAGCACGAAUAAAUUUCAAAUGAAAUUUAUUCUAACUCAUUUUUGCUAAAGUCGUAAGAUUUUUCUAAAAUCUCAGGUAAAAUAUUCGUGAUACAUAGUUCUUGAACUUAUUGAAUACUGACAUGAGUUGCUUUUGAUCAAUUACAACGAUAAAAUUAUGUUUGAUUGUUCUUACCAGUUGAUAAAACUCUUUUUGUGCUUUUAUCUCCGUCGAAAAGUUUAUGUAAUCAGUAAUUGUUGUGAAUGCUAAGUUGUUUUAUGUGGUGCUCGUUGAUUACCUGUUCUAUGUAUUUUCUUUUUUAUGUUGUUAAUA
Uloborus diversus is the source of this 4929-nucleotide messenger RNA. RefSeq names its product interferon regulatory factor 1-like. Gene Ontology annotation, molecular function: transcription cis-regulatory region binding. The transcript is spliced from 8 exons. Bases 91 to 831 code for a protein of 246 amino acids. NCBI's taxonomy places the organism in Eukaryota, Metazoa, Arthropoda, Arachnida, Araneae, Uloboridae. The record is from RefSeq and is a predicted model, not a curated record.